Conger conger (European conger) is the source of this 2455-nucleotide messenger RNA. RefSeq names its product arylsulfatase I-like. Lineage: Eukaryota; Metazoa; Chordata; Actinopteri; Anguilliformes; Congridae. The transcript has 2 exons. Bases 317 to 2029 code for a protein of 570 amino acids. The record is from RefSeq and is a predicted model, not a curated record.
UUACUCUUUUGGAGAGCUUGUUUCACAUCUGGAUGAAAGGGACUGCACAGAUGCGCAAUGAUCCGGUGAAUUAAAAUGAUUGUGCAGAUCUGAAUUGCUCAUUACUGUAAGGACAACAGCUUGACUGUAGGCUAUAUGUCUUCCCUGAACUCUAAUGCUUCUUGAAUAUUUUUAUUUCAACGAAAUUUCUGCCUUUUCCGGACAGGAGUCAGCAUCAAAGUCAAUAUUUUCAGAUAGACUGUUAAUGUCAGUCAAUAGGCGACAAUGAAUUCUGGCAGAUAAAGCAAAUUGCAAAUUUAGCUCCUUUUGAAGAGCCAUGUAUUCCCUUACCGGAUUUUCGGUGGUCAGCUUGUUGAGUUUUGGUUACCUGUCCUGGGACUGGACAAAGCCCAACCAGGUGGAAAACGAGUCGGUCUUGGACUUCAAGGACAAAGGGUCUCCGUUCGCGCCCCGAAAGCAACCCCCUCACAUCAUCUUUAUUCUGACCGAUGACCAGGGCUUUCACGACAUCGGCUACCACGGCUCUGACAUCCGGACGCCGACGCUGGACAAGCUCGCCGCGGAGGGCGUGAAGCUGGAGAACUACUACGUCCAGCCGAUCUGCACGCCGUCACGCAGUCAGCUGAUCACGGGCAGGUACCAGAUCCACACGGGCUUACAGCACUCAAUAAUUCGGCCUCGGCAGCCCAACUGCCUGCCCCUGGACCAGGCUACCCUGCCCCAGAAGCUGCAGGAGGUGGGCUACGCCACCCACAUGGUGGGCAAGUGGCACCUGGGCUUCUACAAGAGGGACUGCCUGCCCACCCGGCGCGGGUUCGACACCUACUUCGGGUCGCUGACGGGCAGCAUGGACUACUACACCUACGACGCCUGCGAUGGGCCAGGGAUGUGCGGCUACGACCUGCACGAGGGCGAGGGCGUGGCCUGGGGCAGGGGGGGCAAGUACUCCACCCACCUCUACACCCAGCGGGUGCGCAAGAUCCUGGCGGCCCACGACCCCCGCCGGCCCGUCUUCAUCUUCCUGUCCUUCCAGGCCGUUCACACCCCGCUGCAGUGCCCGAAAGAGUACCUGCACCCGUACCGGGACGUGGUGAACGUGGCCCGCAGGAAGUACUCCGGCAUGGUCUCCGCGGUGGACGAGGCGGUCCGAAACGUGACCUACGCCCUGCGCAAGUACGGCUACUACCAGAACAGCGUCAUCGUCUUCUCCAGCGACAACGGGGGCCAGCCCUUCUCCGGCGGGAGCAACUGGCCACUGAGGGGACGCAAGGGCACUUAUUGGGAGGGGGGCAUCCGCGGAUUGGGGUUUGUCCACAGCCCCUUGCUCCGGCGCAGGAGGAGGGUGAGUCGGGCCUUGGUGCACAUCACGGACUGGUACCCCACACUGGUGGGGUUGGCGGGCGGCAACGUGUCUGCCAUCGACGGGCUGGACGGGCACGACGUGUGGCCGGCCAUCAGCGAGGGGAAGGAGUCCCCGCGGAUGGAGAUCCUCCACAACAUCGACCCGCUCUACAACCCCGCCAAGCACGGCUCCUGGCAAGACGGCUUCCGGCUCUGGAACACGGCGGUCCAGGCCUCCAUCCGCUCCGGCGACUGGAAGCUGCUGACCGGCGACCCGGGCUACGGGGACUGGUUCCCGCCGCAGACGCUGGCCGGCUUCCCGGGAAGCUGGUGGGACCUGGAACGCCGCACGGACCUCAGGAAGUCCGUGUGGCUCUUCAACAUCACCGGCGACCCCUACGAGCGAUACGACCAGGCCGCCCAGAGGCCCGACGUGGUGAAGGAGCUGCUGGCGCGCCUGGCCCACUACAACCGCACCGCCAUCCCCGUCCGGUACCCGGCAGAGGACCCACGGGCCAAUCCCGAACUCAACGGGGGCGCGUGGGGGCCCUGGGCGGGGGACGAUGAGGUGGACAACUGGGACAGGUUGUUCGACAAGAAGAGCAAGGCCAAGAAGAAAUGCAAGAUUUGCAAACUGAGGUCCUUCUUCCGCAAACACAACGGCGGGAUCAUGUCCAACAGAAUAUAGCCUGGCGGCGUUGACUCAAGCUGAGGCCUGUCCAACCCUGUUCCUGGAGGGCCGUGUGCUGCUAGUUUUUAUUUCCCCCCUAUAAUCGCCCACCAGUGAUGAUCCAAAGGAACCUGGUGAGGUGAAUUAAGUAAUUAAAUGAUUUAAUGAACCCUUUGGGUUCUUUUGGAAUGUUUUCUUUCCAAGAUUCUAGAGUCAGCGUUCUAGAACUCGAUUGCUGCCAAUUACCAGUAUUGAUUGUGACAUCAGUGUUAGAAUGUUCAGUUUGGCAUUGUAAUCACAUAUGUGUGAUCUCUUUAGGGGUUUCAAAUGUGAGUAACUGUGAAAGCCAGCACAUCACUCAUGAGGCCCUCCAAGCCCAGGUUUGAGUAAUCUUGCACCACGCCAUCCUCUUAACCGUCUGACGUUGUGUUGUCGCCACCUUGU